Molecule: messenger RNA, 901 nt
Organism: Zalophus californianus (California sea lion)
Lineage: Eukaryota; Metazoa; Chordata; Mammalia; Carnivora; Otariidae
Gene: SPATA45
Product: spermatogenesis associated 45
Exons: 6
Coding region: 432-728 (98 amino acids)
Source: RefSeq, a predicted model, not a curated record
CCCGCUGGUGACGGAGGCGGAUGAGACGGGUUGUGCCUGAGCAGACACGGUGACUCAACAUUCUCGCUUGGACUUGAACCACCUCCUGUAGUUAGUACUUACUGGACACGCACAUUCAGUGGGCUCUGGAUUCCAGAUUUGGUGGCAGUGAUGGGAUCCAAAGUGAACUUCUGGCAGCAUUUGGGGACAACAAGAAAUACAGCAGCCUCAGACAAGACGACUUCCCUUUGGACCCUUUGAACACCUACGGCUGGACUUCAUUCAACUGCCACUUCAUAUGGGUGAUCAAUAUGUUCCUGUUAACUGUUUUCCUAAAAUUUUGGGAGCAGACCUAAGCUCAACCUUCACCGGGGAGCCAAGCCCAGCCAGACCUUCAAGCCAGCCAAGUUCUCAGACAGUAAGAAUCACUUGAUGACUGGUUUGUCAGCAUAAUGACUUCUAUGAACAGAACCAGUGAAAUAAUUACAAAGCUCAAAGAAAGCAAACAAUGUCUCCUGAAGGAGAUAAAUGAAAAGCGUGAAUCCAACUGCCUUGUGGAAAGAAGCAAUCAAGUCAGUUUACUGAGAGUUCAAAAGAGGCAUUUCAGUGGUGCCUAUAUGCCCUCAACUCACACCCAAAUCAAAGAAUACGUUCCUGAUAGUGGUAGGAGCUCCUGGGUCACACUGAGUCUCCUUGCUCACACGGAGAAAAAGCACUUUCCUGCAAAAAAUAAUGCCAUAUUUGGAUAAAGUGCAACUCCAGAGACACAAAGAAAUAUAAUCUCUUUGAUCCUUCUUCAAUGUCUGUCUUAUUUACAAAUAUUAAUUAUAAAAGAAGCAAAAAAAUUAUUCACUGGAUCACCAAGAAAACAUUUUAUUGUCACGUAAAACAUACCUUUAUUCAUUCUGAACCAUUAUUUAGA